This is a messenger RNA of Triplophysa rosa, 2109 nucleotides long. RefSeq names its product potassium intermediate/small conductance calcium-activated channel, subfamily N, member 4 (gene kcnn4). NCBI's taxonomy places the organism in Eukaryota, Metazoa, Chordata, Actinopteri, Cypriniformes, Nemacheilidae. The record is from RefSeq and is a predicted model, not a curated record. Gene Ontology annotation, cellular component: neuron projection; neuronal cell body; plasma membrane. Gene Ontology annotation, biological process: potassium ion transmembrane transport. The coding region runs from base 350 to 1561 and encodes 403 amino acids. The transcript has 7 exons. Gene Ontology annotation, molecular function: intermediate conductance calcium-activated potassium channel activity; small conductance calcium-activated potassium channel activity; calmodulin binding.
GGCACUUUUGAGAGAAGUGACUGUAAUCCAUCCACAGCGUUUUGCCUUUGGCGUACAGUGCGUAAAAGCGAAACUGAAGAGUGUCGGAGCGCGUCUCCACGGACGCGUGUGGCUCCGGUCAAAGCGUAAGCACUGUGUGAGUGAGAGGAAGAGUUCGGUGGGGGCGCGCAUUUCGGAGAUCACUCCGCUUCGCUACUGCGCUACGAAAGUGGACCACUUGGAAUACGGCCUCACUGUCCCAUGCCAUCCUCCGGUCUAUGAAACAUUUCGGCUGGAGUGAGGGAAAGACAGAAUGGAGGCGACUGAAGGAGGCGAUCAGGUCUGUCAGGACUGAAAACAAGAGCGCGCAAUGGAGAUGACUUCCCGCUUCUCGCAUUUCGACUCGAAGGUGGACAGCAGAAACUGUGACGGACUCGUCAACCACAACGGCGAGACGAUGGAGAUCAGAGUGCCGCUGUCGCCGUCGGGGAAGAGACUCAGCCCGAUCGAGGGGGGAAAUCUCUACAGACUGCGGGACAGAAAGUUUCUUCUGGAGGACAAGAAGCGCCUGUGCUCGUGGGCUCUGGGAACCGCGUUGUUGGGAAUAAUGUUAAUGAUAUUACAUGCUGAACUGUGCCCUGUCGUGUACCAACCAGGAUCUGUAUAUGCACUCUCCAUAAACGGUCUCAUCAGCUUCUCCACAGGGUGUCUGCUCAUUCUCAUCAUUGCCUUCCAUUAUAAAGACAUCAGACUUUUCAUCAUCGACCACAACCAGGUGGACUGGCGCAUUGCCAUGACCAGUAACCGGGUGCUUGGCAUCUCUCUGGAGCUCGUUGUAUGUGCUAUCCAUCCCGUGGCCACCUACCUGAGGCCAGCCAUGGGGAACAGGCUGGGGGAAAAAUCUGAGGGAAAUUCCUCUGCUCCCCUCUGCUUGUCCUCAAGUCACAAAGAAGUCAUGCUAGAUGUGGAGCUGCUGCUUUCGGCCCUUAUGUUCCUGAGGCUUUAUCUGGUGCACAGGGCCGUCCUGUUGCACAGCAAGGUUCUCCUCAGCGCUUCCUACAGGAGCAUCGGCUCCCUCAACAACAUCAAUUUCACCUUUCGCUUUGUGCUCAAGCUGUUAAUGAACCAGUAUCCUGCCCGCACGCUGCUGGUCUUCAUCAUGUUUUUCUGGCUCUCAGCAUCCUGGAUGCUGCGACUGUGCGAGAGGCAGGAACAAGUGGAGACAGGUGGCAUGGGCACAGCGCUGUGGCUAAUUGCCAUCACCUUCCUCACAGUGGGCUAUGGAGAUGUGUCCCCUCAUACCAGCUGUGGCAAGGUGGUUUGUCUCUUCACAGGUGUUAUGGGUGUGGCAUGUACUGCUAUGUUGGUAGCAGUCAUGACUAAGAAGUUGGCGCUCAACAAAGGAGAGAAACAUGUGCAUUUCUUCAUGAUGGACAUUCAGAUCUCCAAGCGGAUCCGGCAUGCUGCAGCCAACGUAUUAAGAGAAUGUUGGCUGCUACAUCGAACCACCCAGGAAAAGGACAACAGUGGAGAACAUCGACAUCAUCAAAGAUGUUUGCUGGAGGCCAUUUGUGUGUUUUGAUGUCAGAAAAAUACAGGGCAUCUUUUAUGUUAUUUUGACCUCUUUGACCUUGUUAUAUUUUAUGUGAGCAUAACAAAAAAUAGUUUUGUUCUGUUUAUAUAUCCUCCUGAGACCCAGCAAUUCAUUUUUGUCCACUAUGGUGGAAAUGAGUCUGAGACGUCUAAUGCAUCUAAAUCCUACUGUACUGUUUAGGGGACAUGCCGCAUUUUUGGGGUUGGGGCUUACAGAGCGUAUAUAUUUUCUUUUCUAAAUGCCUACUUUACUACUUUUGUUUGAUAUCCAUUGUAGUGGACAUCAGGAUUUACUAACUCCUGUUUUUAUUACAUGAAAAUAUGAUAUUACAUGUUGUGAUCAAGCAAGAACAAUUUACCAACCAGGCCAUGAGCGUGUGUUCAAUGAAACUGUCUAUACUGUAUGUAACACCUGUUUAAACAUUUAAUAUAACAUUCUUUCUUCACACACUCAAUAAAAAAAAUUAACUAAAGAAAUAUUUAUCUUGACAACAAAUGUUGAUUAAAAUAUGAUUUGUGCCAAAGUUUUCACUGUUU